Molecule: messenger RNA, 3745 nt
Organism: Mytilus californianus (California mussel)
Lineage: Eukaryota; Metazoa; Mollusca; Bivalvia; Mytilida; Mytilidae
Exons: 11
Coding region: 437-2605 (722 amino acids)
Biological process (GO): signal transduction
Molecular function (GO): protein binding
Source: RefSeq, a predicted model, not a curated record
GCAUAUAGUAGAACAGGUGGUGCUAACGUCAAGCAACAGGAAUAGAAAUACUUGGAAAUUAAUAUGAGGGUGUGAAUAAGGUUUACAUAUUAGAGAAAAGUGGGCGAUAAAAAGAGCACAAAUGAGCAAAAACAAGUAUAAACAAACAACUAGCUUUGCCAAAAAAAAUCAUGAGGUGCUUGAUUAUGAAGAAAAGAGAGUAAGAGACAAACCAUUUAAAAAAAAACUGGACUUACCAGUUUAAGAAUACAAAAAAUGCAGACACUUAAACCAUUUUUUAAAAUUUGAGAAGAACGUCUUUCCAAAAUAAAUUAAGUAUGAUACACACGAAGCAAAUAAAAGAGUUACAGAAAGGUUGUUUAUAAAUCAAAGGUAACAAAAACCGUUCUGUCAUAAAGCUAUUAUUGAUUCUGUUGAUCAUAUUGUCAGUGUUACAAUGUCAGCACUAGAAGAGGGUCCCAGUGAUACAAUACAUACAGAUAAUGAAAUAGCGAAUCAUGAACCAGUCGAUUGUUCCAAAACAAUUGACUCGGUCAAAACUAGUUUGAAAGUAAUUAAAGAAAACCAAAAUAAAGGAACCAAAGAUGGCUUUGUUACUAAGCAAUUUCAGGAUGCUGCUUUGUUGUUGAAUGAAUGUAUAUCCAUUAUCACUAAAACAGAAUCUUCCAGUGAAAAGUCAAACAUGCUGAGACAAUUGAUACAGCAUUCAGAAGAGUAUCAGACAGUUGAAAUUUAUUGUAAAAUAUGUGCUGACAUAUUGGAGACUGGAGAAGGUUUUGGGUAUCCUAGAAUUAACACAGAGUACAUUAACCCAUUGUUAACAAUGUUCGAGUUUUUGGUUCAUUGCUCAAGUGUUAGCGAAAAACUGAGUGGAGUUAUAUCUCGGGACAAAAGCUUUCUCAUCAAAGCAACUAAAGAGUUAGAGGACUGGCAAGAUUAUCAUCGUUGUGAGAAUGACAGGAAGUUAAUGGAAGAGGGAGAAAAUAUUGUUGAAAUGCUCUGUCGUUUAUUGCAUAACAUAUCCAUGUUUGAGGGUAAUGUUCCAAACAUUCGAGGUGCAAACUGUAUUGGAGCAAUGAAACCAUAUUUGGAAUCAGAAAACAACAUAAUGCGACUUCUAUGCUUAGCAACACUUGCUGAUUUGGUUGAAGAAUCUGAAAGUGGAACUUUAGAAAGCAAGUCAGAUAGCAUUAAGGAUUUAAUGUCAAUAAUUUCAAAUGUUAUAGAAGGUGGAAGUUAUGGCGACUGUUCUCUUAAGGAAAUAGCUAGAAUUAUUCAACAAGUGGGGAGAAAUGACAGCAAUAAACGAUUUGUCGUACAGCAUGGUGCUAUUCCUCUCUUAGUGAAAAUUACUGAAGAUGGGAACAUCGAGGAACAACGUGAGGCCGUUUAUGCUAUAUGGGGGUUAUCGUUUGAGAACAAAACAGAGAUGAUCAACAAUAAAGAAUGGAAGGUGAUAUCAACAUUGGAAAUAUUGUCUAAUUCAUCAGAUAAAAAAGUUAAACUGCUUAGCAUGAAAGCUUUAUGGACGAUCAGUGACUAUCAAAACCGCGGUAUUAAGCAAAAAGACAAAGAAACAGGAAGUGUCAAUAGACACAUUUUAAUCAGUCACAAUUGGGGGAACCAACCAGUGGUAAAACAGAUAUAUGAUGGUCUAAAAAAGAAUUGUAUUAACGUAUGGAUGCAUGUCCAUAAUAUCCAGGGUGCCACAGUCGAGGCCAUGUCUGAUGCUGUUGAUCAGGCAGAUAUUGUACUUGUCUGUCAUUCAUAUAAAUACAAGAACAGUUAUAACUGUAGAGCGGAGACAGAACAUGCACAUCAAACUGGGAAAAAGAUAAUAAUAUUGAAAAUGGAAAGUGGAUACGAGGCUGAUGGUUGGUUAGAACCUAUAAUCGGUAACAAUCUUCAAUUUGACUUCAGUGGAAAAGAUCCACUGGAGAAAACAGUCAACGAAGUAAUCGGAGCCAUACAACAGGAAUUGAACAGAAAGAAUGGAGUAGUAGUAGAUGUGUCAAAACCGAUUAUUCAAUCCGACCAUGAGGUUAUGAUAGCACAACAACCCACUCGUCAAAACAGUGGUAAAACCAAAGAGAUACCAGUUCUGCCGAUAUGUCUAUCUCUAUUUUUCAUAUUGUUCCUUUUACUGUGUCUGUUGAUAAACCUUGCUUGCUUUAAUUCUUCAAAUACAGUAUGUCCCUACAAAGAAUGUGAACCAGCUUUGCCUGGGAUGGCAGAUGAAAAUGCAAACCGGACUAAUGGAAUUGACAGUGCGAUGAAUUGGACAAUUUCUCAAGUAGAAAAAUGGCUUAACGAUAAGAUUCUUCGGAAAGAUAUGUUUUUAUCUACCCAAAGGCAGCUUAAGACUUUGAGAGGAAAGGACAUUGCAUUUCUCAAGCUCCUUGUCCACGAGUGUCCGACUUCUUUCUACCAAACAAUCAGAGAACAGUUGGGGAUGAAAGAUAUUCAAUCAAUGUCCGAUUUCCGAUUCGCUUUCGAAAACAUUGAUACCACUGUGAUUUAUACUGAUUUGCAUUCAUCUUCAAAACAGUUUACAAGUACCAGUACGAGAACAGUUGAAACAACUAAAGUUCGUUUAACUGUAUAGAUCCAUAGUGUGUAUACUUCAUUAGUAAUUAAUUCCACGUGUGCCAUCAUUGAUUAACUCUGCUAUACUUGGGCUUUUCUUUUAUAAAACAAAAAAAUUGAAAAAAGAAAUUAUUCUUUUUGUGAAAACUGUUCCAAAUUAGUCAUUGUUGGUAAAGGAAGAUAUGUAACAUAAUUGUUAAAUUUUGAUAGAAAAAAACAUGGGAUAAAGAGUGGGUACAAAUGACUUGUUAUUUAAGAAAUCUAUCUCUCUACAGUUUAAAACAAUAUAACACUCGUUUAUUUUGUCAAUUUAUAGUGAAUCAAAUUAUAUUUGUAUUAUCAGAACACCGGGAAUAUUUUUUAAAAGAAUUUUCAUUUCAUCUUUUACAGUCCAAAAAUUAAAAAAAAUCUACUUAUAUUUUUCUUGUCAUCUUUUUUAUUAUUCAACUAAUGUGAACAUUUUCCUUCAAAUUUUUAUGAAGAAUAUCUAAUGGCAUUUAUUAAAUUCAGAUAGGUUUUUCUGUGCAUUUUCAGGAAAUACCAAAACCCGAUAUGUAUAUUUAUUUCAAUUACAAAGUAUGUCAAACCAAACUUUUUAUGUUGCUAAUAUUGGGAACGUCCACAUAUACGUAUACAAUGUAUACAAAAGUAUUAAAGAUAUACAUGUAUGUAUGAAUAAAUAUGCUGCAAUGAUAUAGUACAAAGGAAAUAACUACUGUUUACAUUUAUGUUAUUACACAACGCGAUUUUAAAAUGUGAAUCUUUAACAAUUAUAUUUCAACAUUCAAAGUUUCAAUUCAAAUAAUUUUAAGGGCUUUGUGUUUCACAAAGGGGUAUUUUUGAAACCCUCAUAAAAGCUUAUACAAGAAAAAUUACCUUUCUUUUUGGUGAUCACGUAUUGGUUGCUGCAUGUAUUUUUGUUUUUUUCUUUGACUUUUGAUGGUGUCUUUGUUACGUCAUGCCACCUUUUAUAAUAUAAUUGUUUAUAUACAUUUACUAUAUACAUUUAAUUAUAUACAUUUAUUAUAUACAUUUAAUUAUAUACAUUUAUUAUAACAAGUGCACAUAAAUUACAUUUACUUGACCGUGCUUGUUUUUGUGUAUAAUUUUCAUUUAUCACGUGCUUUAACUUAAUAAAUUAUAUUUUAUAUUCAUGAGA